CUUGACAUGUGAGAGGAAGAGUAAAGUUCUACAGGCAUACUAACCACAUAGCCCGAAGUUACAUUAAAAGAGACCCAGGGAAGAGGUUUAUGAUGUGUAGCGGCUGUAUCGUCAAUGUCCAUAAGAAAAGCUCGACCGACUGUAAUCAUCCCUGUACAUUUCAAAGAUAAUUCAUAUCUGGCUGGAUCGUUCUUCAGCACCUGUCACUAUAAACCGCAGUAAUGGCAGUCCUUUUUGGCAAAACCUCAUGGUUGGCAUUCAACCUGGGUGUUCUGGUUGGCUUCUUCACUAUAUUUCUCCUGUUGAACAACAUCACCAACAGUUUCAGAACUGAAGUACCCUUAGCAAUACGCUCUUGGGAAAAAAACAAGCACAUAGCAUUGCUGCAGAAAUUUCCUCACAGUCACCAACCAGGUAGCAGCAAUGUCAGUAAUGAUCUUUCACAGAAAAUCAGAAUACUUUGCUGGAUCAUGACUGGACCAAAUAACUUGAAUACCAAAGCCAUUCAUGUAAAAUACUCUUGGACCCGUCACUGCAAUGUUGUUCUUUUCAUGAGUUCCACCUCCAAUGACAGCUUUCCAACCAUUGGUUUGGGCACUAAGGAAGGACGGGAUCAGCUUUACUGGAAGACCAUUCGAGCUUUUCAAUAUGUACACAAGAACUACAUUGAUCAGGCUGACUGGUUUUUUAAAGCGGAUGAUGACACAUAUGUUGUAGUAGAAAAUUUGCGAUGGAUGCUCUCAAAUUAUACUUCUGAUCAGCCAGUUUAUUUUGGCAAGCGCUUUAAACCAUUUGCCAAGCAGGGCUACAUGAGUGGUGGAGCUGGUUAUGUACUUAGUAAGGAAGCUCUGAACAGGUUUGUGGAAGGAUUCCGUACCGGAGUCUGCCAACAUACCACAUCUGUGGAGGACUUAGCAUUGGGUCAGUGUAUGGAGAAAAUGGGCGUUAUAGCUGGAGACUCUAGGGACACUGAAAAAAGGGAAACCUUUCAUCCAUUUCCACCCGAAUCCCAUCUUACCGGACACUUUGAUAAGAGCUUUUGGUAUUGGAGCUACUGUUUUUAUCCCAUUGUGGAGGGUUCCCAGUGCUGCUCAGACCUGGCCAUAUCCUUUCAUUAUGUUGACCCCACAUUGAUGCACAUGCUGGAGUACUACGUGUACCACUUAAGGCCGUAUGGAUAUAACUAUCGAUACCAGCCAGAAUUACCAGAGGCUGCAGGACGACUGCCAGUGCACUAUAAGGAGAAGACUACAACUGAAAUAACAGCAGUGGAUAAAAAUAAAACCAGCUCACAAUAGAUUGGUCACUUCAACUACUAAAAACUGUGGACACUUAUUCAAGUCAUUUGACUUUUAUCUCUCAAAGGCAUUUUGUCUUACAUCUGAGCCAAGUACAUCAGAACCGAGGACAAGCCUGUCUCGGAACUUUGUAAAACAUGUUAAAUUAACUUAUUAUUAUUAAAGGUUGAACUUGA
This is a messenger RNA of Bufo gargarizans (Asiatic toad), 1474 nucleotides long. RefSeq names its product glycoprotein-N-acetylgalactosamine 3-beta-galactosyltransferase 1-like. The transcript has 5 exons. Gene Ontology annotation, molecular function: N-acetylgalactosaminide beta-1,3-galactosyltransferase activity. Gene Ontology annotation, cellular component: membrane. Lineage: Eukaryota; Metazoa; Chordata; Amphibia; Anura; Bufonidae. The record is from RefSeq and is a predicted model, not a curated record. Bases 222 to 1298 code for a protein of 358 amino acids.